Messenger RNA from Staurois parvus, 366 nucleotides. Lineage: Eukaryota; Metazoa; Chordata; Amphibia; Anura; Ranidae. The record is from the annotation of a GenBank genome assembly.
GCACUGACUGGUGCCACUGACUGGCAGCACUGCUGGGCUGCGCUGAUGGGCACAGGUGGGUGGCACUGGUGGGCACAGGUGGGUGGGCACAGGUGGGUGGCACUGCUGGGCACAGGUAGGUGGCACUUCUGGGCACACUUGUGUGACACUGCUGGGUGGCACAGGUGGGUGCACUGCUGGGCACAGGUGGGCGGAGCUAGUGGGAGCAAUGCUGGGCACAGGUGGGUGCACUGCUGGCACAGGUGGGAGGAGUUAGUGGGCGCACUGCUGGGCACAGGUGGGCGGAACUUGUGGGUGGCACUGCUGGGCACCGAUCAUCAGGGCACUGAUCAUCACAUGUCAUUGGACACGGCUGAUCACGUGGUA